Perkinsus marinus ATCC 50983 is the source of this 424-nucleotide messenger RNA. RefSeq lists its product as hypothetical. Bases 89 to 424 code for a protein of 111 amino acids. NCBI's taxonomy places the organism in Eukaryota, Perkinsozoa, Perkinsida, Perkinsidae. The record is from RefSeq and is a predicted model, not a curated record. The transcript is spliced from 2 exons.
CGAGAAGGUGACAUAAUCAGCAUCCAUCUCUUCUUUAUAGUGUGUUCGUGAUGCAUACUAGCACUGCGGCGAGUUGUGCACUCUGUGGAUGAUGCACUCUAAGGGUCUUACUUUCUUGUGCUCGUAUCCCGUCACCUGCCAUAACCAAUCGUGGGAUUCCUGGUCAGUUGCCGAUAUCCGUCAUCCAGUAGUGGUGGGCAUGCUCCAUGCGAAUCUGCUCUCUUGCAAGUGGAAGCCUGUCCCGAGAGUUCAAGUGGCGACUGUCCUUACCAGACGACUCCUUCUCGAUUGGGCAGACUCUGAAUUCGAUGCAAUGAGUGCUAUUGAUAAGGCGAAGUACAACUUAACAGCAAUGAGGAAUCGGAAGGACAUCAUCAAUCAAGUAGACCAUCUUGGGCUCCGGGGAAGCCAUGCUUUUACUUGA